UGAGCACCCCUUACCAAGUUAUUGAUUCAGGCUCUGAGCAGUUUUACAACCUUAACAACACUUGGAAAAUGAGUAACAUGGCAACAGAGAUUGUUGCCUUUGUGCUGAGCGUAUCUGGCUGGAUUCUCAUCUCUUCCACGCUCCCGACCGACUACUGGAAGGUGUCAUCGGUGGACGGGACAGUCAUAACCACGGCAACCUUUUGGUCCAAUCUGUGGAAGACGUGCGUUACAGAUUCCACAGGGGUUUCGAACUGCAAGGACUUUCCUUCUAUGCUAGCACUUGAUGCUUAUAUCCAGGUAUGUCGAGGGCUGAUGAUCUCAGCUGUGUGUCUGGGAUUCUUCGGAGCUAUUCUGGCUCUAAUUGGCAUGAAGUGUACUAAGAUUGGGGGCACAGAGACCACCAAAGCCAGGAUCACCUGUUUAUGUGGACUACACUUUAUUCUCAGUGGAAUCUGCUCUAUGACCGCCUGUUCUCUGUACGCACACAGGAUAACAAAUGAGUUUUUUGACCCAUUAUUUGUGAAACAGAAAUUUGAACUUGGGGCGGCCCUGUUUAUUGGCUGGGCAGGAUCUGUUCUCAGCAUCCUUGGAGGCUUUGUCUUCUGCUUCUCUAUGACAGAAGGAUUCAGCAUCAGCGAGUACUCUUACAACGGUGAAACAUCUUUCAUAUCAACCCAAAACAAGGUCACCAAGAUCACAAAGACCUCGGAAGUUUCUCAGGCACACCCCCCAGAUCAAAUCAGAUUCUCUGGCAGACGGUUUGGGAAAAAUGCGUACGUUUGAUUUUCUUUUAAAAGCCUUGAACUGAUAAGAACGGAGGGUCAAACAGUAUACACGGUGUACAGUCCACUAUCAGACAUGUCCCCGAAUGAAGGACUCAGAAAACAAAAGACUGAAACAUCAAUGUAGGAAGAGAGUUUUAUAUUUUCGGAGAUGCAUAAAGUUGAUUACUGUUUUUUUAUGUUAUAGAAAUUCUCAUGUUACUGUUAACAUGUCAGGGAUUGUAUCUUCUAAUGGAAGGGUGCCAUUUAAUGUUUUGCUUUAUACCUAAAAAUGAAAAAUUACAAUUCAAGAAAGAUUCUUAGUUUUGAUGAACAAUAUGUUUUAUAUAUUUACAUAGAAAAUCCUGAAUAAAUCUCAUCACAUCACAGAACAUAUAUUAACACAUUUCAACACAAACCUUCUUGAUGAUAUUUGUAAUUAAUCGAUUCAAUCAUUUUGAGAUUUAAAUGUUUUUGGGGGCAAAAAUCAAUCCACUUUAAUCUCAUCGGUUUGACAAUGACUGAACAUCUCUACCUUAAACCGAUCCUAAGUCAGAUGAACCGACGACAGGCCUCAAAAGAACAGACAAGAACCUCAGCUGCGCUCCACUGACCACAGGAACAUGCUGUCUCGAUUCGGAAAUUGAGUCGGAAAUCACUUAUUGCUCCAGACCUGGAGUCUCUCCUCACCUCCUGAUCACUGGAAACUUUAGACCCUGGAGCUUCCGCAGACUGCUGCCAGAGUCUUCAUGUCGUGUCAGAUACCUUCUUUAAAAAGGAAUCAGUGUCUCUCUGCUCAAUUUGUGAGAAGGUUUGAAAAGAUUUUGUGACAUAAUAAAAGGGAAAUUCAGCAUUUUGUCAUUUGUCUUUUUAAUUAAUUUAUUUUCGUGGUGUUGGAUUGACUUACUAUUGUAAAUAGAAAAGUGAUAUACAGUAACUAUUCGAAUGACCAAUUUUUUAAAUGUAAAA
This is a messenger RNA of Triplophysa dalaica, 1732 nucleotides long. It is a transcript of the gene cldn10a, whose product is annotated as claudin 10a. The record is from RefSeq and is a predicted model, not a curated record. NCBI's taxonomy places the organism in Eukaryota, Metazoa, Chordata, Actinopteri, Cypriniformes, Nemacheilidae. Gene Ontology annotation, molecular function: structural molecule activity. Bases 69 to 785 code for a protein of 238 amino acids. Gene Ontology annotation, cellular component: bicellular tight junction; plasma membrane. Gene Ontology annotation, biological process: bicellular tight junction assembly; cell adhesion. The transcript is spliced from 5 exons.